Messenger RNA from Saprolegnia parasitica CBS 223.65, 350 nucleotides. RefSeq lists its product as hypothetical. The record is from RefSeq and is a predicted model, not a curated record. The coding region runs from base 30 to 338 and encodes 102 amino acids. The transcript is spliced from 3 exons. NCBI's taxonomy places the organism in Eukaryota, Oomycota, Saprolegniomycetes, Saprolegniales, Saprolegniaceae.
GUAAUUAUACUGUGAGGGCCAAAGCAACGAUGGACGAAGCCGAGUUUAGCCGCUUGCUGGGGCAGUUCCCUGUCGUCCGCCAGAGCACCUACUGCCGCGUGGCAUGGAAGACCGACGCCACGCCGCGCUCGACGAUCACGCAAGAAGAGACCGAUGCGCCGUCCAAGAAGAUGAAGACCGACGUGAGCCUCUCGACGGCCAUCGAGACGUACAUGCAAGAGUACUUUACGCCCGCCGAGGCCACGCGGAUCCGCAUUGCGUUCGAGAAGGCGCAUGCCGACUUGGUCGACCAGCUCUGCCUCGAAGACGUCGAGGACAUGUGCCACCAGUUUCAAUAAGCGCCGUCAACA